UGAAGACAUACGUUUAAUAAAUUUGUGCACCUUUUUUUGGUGAAAGGUCGAUUUAAAGUCUAAAACCUACACAGUUGUCGUCUGUCAUUGAAAGUGUAAAGUUUCACCAUUUGUUCUUGGUGAAAGACCUUAAGGAAUUAAUAAUGAAGAUAUCAGGAUUGAAUGUGCUUAUUUUCUGUGGCAUAUUAUCAUGUUUCACGUGCUUUAGGUUCGAUAUGAACGGAUGGGAUGCGUUACCACUUUCAUCACCAAAAAUUGAUGAUUCAUUUAAACUUGCAACAGAUCAUGUUGGAGGGCGUUUGACAAAGAAAUUGACAGGUUUCAAGCGAAGAGAUGGCGUUCCUGAAUGGGAUUUAUACAGAGUCUCGUUCCUUACCGCUCUUCCAAAUGGAAAGGGUUUUGAAUGUCAUGCAGAUGUCCUUUGGGCUGCAAAUCCCAGCAAUACAACGGUAUAUAACCUUGGAUGUUAGCCCGGAUCGGUUGACCCUGCUAGUGAUGCUGUAUACGGGAUAAUAAAUUAAAGCUGAUUCCAUGUCUAGUUUGGCUAUUCUCUGUACCAAUAGCUGAUAUAUAUUGAUAUAAUAAUUCUUGUACUUAUUCUUAUUUAAGAAUACUAUAAUUAUCACGUGUUAUGUAUGAAGGUAUUUUUACUUGAAGGUUAUAUAUUUAUUUAACAAAUGAUAGUUUCAACAUUUCAAAAGUUCUACAAAAAAUAUAUUGCAUUCAUGAAGAUUCUUUCCAAGCAAAUCAAGGCAUUUCUAAUUUAUUUAACAAUUUUUAGAUUCUAGAAUCAUAAACAAACAAUUAACGUUUAAUUAGAGAUAAAAACAAUUUAGAAUUAAGUUUUAGGUGAGAGUAUAUUUGGAGUAGUACUUUAAAAAAAACAAACAAAAAUAACAUAUUUACAGAGAUUAAUUUUGGAAUUUAGCACAAUCUACACAAUUAAUAUAUUUACUUUACCAAAUGAUGCAUUCAUAUCAUGCAUAUUUACAAAGGUAUUAAACAAAUAUCGCAGAAAAUUUUUCAAUUAUUCUAUGAAUUCGUCACUUUAAGUAUUAAGUCCUUUAAUGUAAUGGAUAAGUGUUCAUUUAUUCUAUGAUGGCGUCACUUUAAAUAUUUAUGUAUUUAAUAUUUGUCUUCAAAAUGUGCAACAUUUGCACAAUGUUUUAGAUGAUUGAAAGCAUUGUCUCAUUAUUUCAACCAUUUUAAUAGCCUAAACAUGUUUUGACAGUUAUGAUAGCGCAUCUAUUUGUGCAAAAUUUCAAAUGUUUCAUGACAAUUUGUCAUGCAAUUCAUUUCCGUGUAGGUUUUUGAGUAUAGUUGUAUAAUUGUUUGUAUUCCACUCUUUUCUGUGCAGUAGUUAAUGAAAUUAACAUAUCAACAGACA
Molecule: messenger RNA, 1387 nt
Organism: Ruditapes philippinarum (Manila clam)
Lineage: Eukaryota; Metazoa; Mollusca; Bivalvia; Venerida; Veneridae
Product: insoluble matrix shell protein 2-like
Exons: 3
Coding region: 144-470 (108 amino acids)
Source: RefSeq, a predicted model, not a curated record